Oldenlandia corymbosa var. corymbosa is the source of this 4033-nucleotide messenger RNA. The record is from the annotation of a GenBank genome assembly. Lineage: Eukaryota; Viridiplantae; Streptophyta; Magnoliopsida; Gentianales; Rubiaceae.
UAUGGCUUAAAAUUUGAUGUCAUUAUUUGUUGAUGAAUACAGUAUGUAUUGCAAUACUAAUAUUACCGAGUAUCAUUUGCUUUUUAAUAAAAUUUUUCCCCAAUUAUCUCUAAAACCCUAAACCCUGUUCUGGUGAGGUGAACCCCAGAGCUCUCUCACUGUGCUCAUCCCCACUCCACCGGCCGUCUGAAAUGGUCGGUCAACUGGUUCGUUCCCUCUGGUCAACGGCGACCAAGAAAUCCUUUACCUCCUCCACUUCCUAUUUCCACAGUAACAAUGUCUCCACCACAUUCACACGCGCCACCGGAAUGUUCCGCGGCUUUUCAGCUGCAGCCGCGGCUACUAGUCCAGCAGCAGCAUCGGCAGCUUCAGCCACCGGCGGAGUGCUGGACCCCAGCCGUCUGAGGAACGUGGCGGUGAUUGCCCACGUCGAUCACGGUAAAACGACACUCAUGGAUCGGCUCCUCCGGCAGUGCGGCGCUGAUAUUCCUCACGAAAGAGCCAUGGAUUCAAUUAGUCUGGAACGCGAGCGCGGGAUUACUAUUGCUUCCAAGGUCAUCCUUUUUGUUUAACUUUCAAUUUUAGUACAACAUUUCUGUUCUUAAUUUGCUUAUUGUUUUUACUGUGUAUAAUUUGUUUUAAUUUCUAAAUCUUGGUAUUGGACUGUUUAUUGUUUUUCUUUUUCUUUAGGCUUAUUUGUAUCUUUCAGUUUAGGAUAUAACUGUUUCAUGGUUGUCCAGAUAACUGUGAGCAUUUCUGCAUAUCUUAAUGUUUGAAUGCAGCAGUUGUGCCACUUGGUCCAGGGAUGGAUGGUUCUGUUUUGGGGUUAUCAUUAUGGAUUAGAUGGACAGUUUGAUAUUCUUGAUGGUGCUUAUAAUCGGAAGUUUGGUAUGACUUUUGUUGAUAGUUACUUUUUUAUCACAGGAAGGAUUAUUUCCAUACCUGUUUUAAAAAAAUAAAUUGAUUAUUGGAGGUGAUGGAAGGUAUAUCAUACUUAGGAACUCCUUUGAGAUGGUCUGGGUGAAACUUUUUUCUUUCUUUGAUUUGUAACUUUGAAGGCAACUAGUUAACUGUUUCCUACUAAAUGCUUAUAGAAUUGGAAUCUAGUGAACUAUUGGUUUGAGAUAACUAUGGAGAUCUAAGAACUGACUGGCUAUGAUGACAAAAAGGCCGGGCUUACGGCUGCUACCUGUUUAAUGGUUGGCAGUAGAUUGACGAAACAUGUUCUAAAGGUAUUUUUCUCUGAGCCAGGAUGAAAGUUAUAGAUUUUGCUGACUAUGUUUGAGGGUCACCAGACAUCUAUUUCACCAUAUUUUAAUCUUCAUGAAACUGCCUUUUCUUGAUUCUUUUGGGAUUUAAGUCAAGGUUGUCAGAGAAAAAUAUAUCCCGAAACAAGUACCCUUCCCUCACGGUACCAUGCUAGCGAAGAAUUAGAUCACUUAAAGGGGGCAAGUGAAUAGUUUGAUUUGAAAUUCCCUUGUUCGUACAUUUUUAUUGAGGUCGAUGACUGUGUUCCCAACUAUUCUGCUGUGGGCAAAGCUUUCCUGGGGAAUUUUUUUAUUUUUUUUAAAAAUUUCUCAAGUAGUAAACUUCUCAUCAUUUGCAGGUGACCUCAAUUUCAUGGAAGGAAAAUGAGCUAAACAUGGUGGACACACCUGGACAUGCAGAUUUUGGUGGUGAAGUAUGCCACUUCUGAGGAAUUCUUAGCACUGUUGAGCGAGUAGUUGGCAUGGUUGAAGGUGCGAUUUUAGUGGUCGAUGCUGGUGAGGGGCCACUGGCACAAACAAAGUUUGUACUUGCGAAGGCAUUGAAGUAUGGACUGCGGCCCAUUCUCCUUCUUAACAAAGUAGACCGACCAUCAGUUACAGAGGAAAGGUGUGAUGAAGUUGAGAGCCUUGUUUUUGACCUCUUUGCAAAUCUUGGUGCUUCAGAGGAGCAACUUGAUUUUCCUGUGCUUUAUGCUUCUGCCAAAGAAGGUUGGGCAUCAUCCACCUUCACAAAGUGUCCUACAGAUGAUGCCAAGAAUAUGUCUCAGUUGCUUGAUGCAAUAAUAAGUCAUGUUCCUCCACCAUCUGCUAGCAUUGAUGCGCCUUUCCAAAUGCUGGUUUCCAUGAUGGAACGGGAUUCUUAUCUUGGGAGGAUUCUCACUGGGCGCAUCUUUUCUGGAAUACUGCGUGUGGGCGACAAAGUUCACGGACUUCGAGAAUCUGAUUCUGGAACUUUGAAGAUUGAAGAAGGGAAGGUUGUGAAACUGAUGAAAAAGAAGGGUACUAGUAUGGUAUUGGUUGAUAGUGCCUGCGCUGGUGACAUAGUGUCAAUGGCUGGGUUGACAAAGCCAGCCAUUGGUCACACCGUUGCGACUGUGGAGGUUACAACUCCUUUGCCUACUGUUGAUCUUGAUCCUCCAACCAUUUCGAUGACAUUCGGUGUUAAUGACUCUCCUUUGGCUGGACGUGAUGGUACACAUCUGACUGGAGGAAAAAUUGGGGACCGCUUAUUGGCUGAAGCAGAAACUAAUCUCGCCAUAAAUGUAAUACCUGGCAUGUCGGAUUCAUUUGAAGUUCAGGGGAGGGGAGAACUUCAAUUGGGUAUCUUGAUAGAGAACAUGAGGCGUGAAGGUUUUGAGUUAUCUGUCUCUCCUCCUAAAGUCAUGUACAAAACUGAGAAUGGUGAAAAGCUCGAACCAAUUGAAGAAGUUACCAUUGAGGUUAAUGAAGAGCAUGUGGGCCUAAUUCUGGAUGCCCUUUCUCAUAGACGGGCUGAAGUUGUCGAGAUGGGUCCAGUUCCUGGUCACAGUGAUCGAACCAAAAUCUGUCUGACUUGCCCUUCAAGGGGAUUGGUCGGAUACAGAAGUGUGUUCAGCAGCGACACACGAGGAACUGGAUUUAUGCACCGGGCUUUCAUGGCUUAUGAAAAGUAUCGAGGUCCUCUUGGAAACGUGAGAAAGGGAGUAUUGAUUUCGAUGGGUCGUGGGGCAAUUACAGCUUAUGCACUGAUGAGUUUAGAACCACGCGGAAUACUCUUCGUCACUCCUGGAAUGGAGACAUAUGAUGGCAUGAUUGUUGGUGAACAUUCACGAGAAACAGAUCUUGAUGUGAAUCCAGUAAGGAUGAAGGAGUUAACAAAUAUACGGGCUGCUACAAAAGAUGAUAAUGUCAAGCUCACUCCACCUCGUCUUAUGACUCUUGAAGAAGCAAUUGGAUACGUUGCUGCUGAUGAACUGAUUGAGGUUACACCAAAGGCAAUCAGAUUGAGAAAAAGAUACCUUGAUGUAACCAAACGUAAAGCAAUGAGAAGCAGAACCAAGGAUCAGUAGAAUCCCCCAACUCUUUCUACCGGGCACUAAUAUCAAAGAACCUUGCUUUGGCUGUUAUGAAAAGAGAAACGUUUUCAGGAGGAGAGAGUCAUCGGUGACUGCGUAUUUACAGCCACUGAGAUCCAAAAUUUUGAUUCUUUAGGAUAUAUAAAGUAUAUAAGGCGCUAUCUUCUGCACACCACAUUGUUGUGUUUUAGUUGUAUGUAUUAUCUUGUCAGGCCCAGGUGUUUGUGCAUCUGGCGCAAGGAGUCUAGGAUGGAGUAUAAGACAGUUGGGAAAAAAAUAGCACAAAAUAGAUCAAAAUUGGCAUUGAUAAAACCUGUUGACUGAUGUACUAAUAAUAAUCACCACCAUAGUUUCACUUGAUUUAUUUACAAUCCUGUGUACAAGUUCUAAUAAUGGAGGGGAAUUCUGGAAUUGAAGUUAUCAUUCCAUUCCAUAGGCUACAUCUUUAUGUUUUCCUUUCAUUAUUGUUCUUGUUACCUAACUCAAAUAUAUUUGUUACUUCACGAGGAAAUAUCGAAAAGAAGAGUGUCCAGAUGCAGGAGAAUUUACUCAUGCUUUUGGGCUUCACGUGGAAAUAAAGUUUGAAGUAAAUUUUAUCAUCAAUCAUCAUUGCUCUCAUGUGAUGUUCUAUGCCUUAAAAUUGCUCAUAUAUUCUUCAGAGAAAAUUCGAAAAGAGUUAUUUUCUUUGACAAAAAAAAGUUGUAUUCUUUC